CUUCCUCAGCCUCUCUCUCUGCUUGCUCACCCGGUUGGUGGGAAUGUGUGUCUGCUGAUCGGGUCGGAUCGGGUCGGUCGGCAUGGAAAGCAGCUGCUUGGAGAGGAAGGAGCCGGUCAGCCAGUCCUGGAGGGAGCAGGUGGUGGAGCUGGUGUACUGGCGCGACGUGAAGACGACGGGCGUGGUGUUCGGCGCGGCGCUGCUGCUGCUGCUGUCGCUCAGCGUCUGCAGCAUUGUCAGCGUCUGCUCCUACAUCGGCCUGGCGCUGCUCUCCGUCACCAUCUGCUUCAGGAUAUACAAGGGCAUCCUGCAGGCCAUCCAGAAGUCCGACGAGGGCCACCCCUUCAAGCUGUACCUGGACCAGGAGGUGGCGCUGUCCGCGGACCUGGUCCAUAAGUACAGCGACGGGAUUCUGGAGAAGCUGAACUGGACCAUCAAGGAGCUGAGGCGUCUGUUCCUGGUGGAGGACCUAGUGGACUCCGUCAAGUUUGCGAUUCUGAUGUGGAUCCUGACCUACGUUGGCGCCUUGUUCAACGGUCUCACUCUGCUGAUCCUGGGUCUGGUCGGAGCGUUCAGCUGCCCAAUCAUCUAUGAGAAACACCAGGCUCAGAUCGAUCACUACCUGGCGCUGGUCACCAACCAGGUCAAGGAUAUUGUGGAAAAGAUUCAGGAAAAGGUUCCCGGACUGAAGCGUAAGACGGAGUGAAGGAACGGGAGGUCAAAGG
Poecilia latipinna (sailfin molly) is the source of this 725-nucleotide messenger RNA. RefSeq names its product reticulon-4. Gene Ontology annotation, cellular component: postsynaptic density; neuron projection; endoplasmic reticulum membrane. The coding region runs from base 83 to 706 and encodes 207 amino acids. Lineage: Eukaryota; Metazoa; Chordata; Actinopteri; Cyprinodontiformes; Poeciliidae. The record is from RefSeq and is a predicted model, not a curated record. Gene Ontology annotation, biological process: brain development; neuron differentiation; endoplasmic reticulum tubular network formation. The transcript is spliced from 7 exons.